AUGCAGUGCUCUUGUGGCUCUUGCAGAUCAGUUUGCUAGCCAGCGGUGUUGUGACUCAACCCGGUUUAAAAUGCUCUUGUGGAUACUAUUAGCUAACCUCUUUAUAACGGUACUAUCGUGUGGGUAUCCUGGCUCCCCGUCACAUUCGGUAGUCACUUUCAACACUGACUCGGUUCAAACGGGUACUGUGGCCACUUACAGAUGCGAUCCGGGGUUCGAUCUUCUGGGGCCCAUCAGGAGGCUCUGCGUAGAGAACGGUACUUGGAUACCGAUUGGAGUACCAGUAUGUGUUAUGAACGUUGCAGCAGGAAAAGCUGCAAUGCAAUCAUCCAUACUUGCGAAAGGAAUACCCCAAAGAGCAGUAGAUGGCAGCACGAGUCGUGAUUUCGCAGCGGACACUUGCACAUCUACUGACGUGGAGAUUGUACCUUGGUGGUACGUUAAUUUAUUAGAGCCAUUCAUCAUUCAAUUGGUACGAGUGGAUUUUGGGAGACCAUGCUGUGCCAAUAAUCUACCAGCAACCGUGGUAGUCAGAGUGGGGAACAGUAGACCAGACCUGAGUGCUAAUCCUGUUUGUAACAGAUUCACCGGAAGAAUUGAGGAAGGCAGACCUUUAUUUUUCCCUUGCACAUCAACUGUUUCUGGGGCAUUUGUGAGCGUCCAUGUGGAAGCACCAACACCUUUUUCUUUGUCCAUAUGCGAAGCAUUUGUGUAUACUGAUCAAGUUGUGCCUGUAGAGCAAUGUCCGCAAUUUGAACAAGAAUCCAUCACUACUGCUACCUACAACAGCAAGUGCUACCUUUUCCACAGCAGCCACCCGAGGACGUUGGAAAGUGCCACAAAGUUCUGUGGUCUUCAAGGAGGAAGCCUCGUCCAUGAAACAAGUCCUGCUUUGCAAGGAUUUCUCAGUUGGGAAUUGUAUAAAAGGCACAGGAAGAAUCCCGGGAAUGAUUAUUGGAAUGGACUUGUUAGGAAGCCAGGGACGAGAGAUUGGGCGUGGCUUGAUGGAAAGGAUGUCACUAUAUCAUUUUGGAGCGUUCCCCCGACCAAUAAAAACUGCUCGAGGUUCGAUGGUACCAAUGGAUGGUUGUGGUCUGAUACAGACUGCAAUAGAGAACUUAACUUUAUUUGUGAACAUAGACCGCUAUCUUGUGGAAAACCUGAAAGACCCUUGAACUCGACUCUCCUCAUGCAAUCCAACACAGUUGGCUCUGUUAUUGAAUAUCAAUGUGAUCCUGGUCAUCUGCUCCUUGGACCAGCAUCAAGGACUUGCUUACAAUCCGGAUUCUUCAGUGACUUUGCACCGAAAUGUUCAUACCUCGAGUGUGGGUUUCCUGCCAAUAUAGCUAACGGAGGAUACAGUCUAAUGAACGGCACACGCAAUUUCCAGAGCAUUGUUCAAUACUUUUGCUUGGAUUCUUUUGUACUUGUGGGACGUUCUGAACUGAUGUGUGAUGCUGAUCGAAAAUGGGACGGACCUCCCCCUCGUUGUGAUCCUCUGUUGUGUCACAACCCACCAUCAAUAGCUCAUGGCAAUGUGACUGUCACGGUUAAUUCAACUGUUCUUGGAACAACAGCAGAAUAUUUAUGUGAAGAUGCUUAUAAACUUAUAGGAGAAAGCAUUAUUACGUGUGAUUCGACUGGAUUUUGGACUUCAAAGCCACCAACAUGUGAAUUGGACAAAGAGAAAUUGUACAAUGCUAGGAUAGAAAGCAAGCAUAAAAGGAACAGGGCAUCCAUUGCUGCAAGAUUAAACAUGGGUGGCAUCAUUGCUCUCGGAAUAUUCGGAGGAUUUGUAUUUUUGGCCGUUAUCAUAUCCAUUGUUGUCAUCAUCGUCAGGAGGAACUCUAAUAACCAAGAUUCAUUGGAUUCCAUCAGCACUUACGACAGCGCUGGAAGUCGAGAAAAAUUAUACCAGCAGCAAUGUUGGACGGGACAUUCCGGAAACCUGCAUCCCCUACCCUCACAACUAAAAGAGACUGACCAAAGAAAAGCACUCUCGGAUGGAAUGCGCAUUCCCUCCGGCAGUGCUCAAGAACACCAUCGACAUCACGUCAACGUACAUAGGGACAGCGAUAUUAGUCUCGAAACUAGCACUUCAACAUCAAGGUGGUGUCCAAAACAUGAAAAAAGAGGCAGAUACUGAAGAGAAAAAAGUUCAGAUACUUUAGGCAUUCCAGUAUAUAGUUCAAAUAUUGAAGAGUGCUCUGGGAGUACGUUAAAUACAUGUGUAUAAAACUUUCAUGCCAAAAAACAUGUGUUUGCUUCUUCGUUAAAUGGACUUAUUGGUAGAUGGCUUUAGGAUAAGUUGAGCCGUCCCAAUCUAAAACUUUUGGGAGGGGAAAUUCUCAGUUUAUGAAUGAUAAAAAAUAUAAGCAUGCACUCAUACCUUCACCUAUUGAGAAGAGAUGUUAGGCAGCAUGAUAUUAAAAGAAAAAAAAUGAAAUAUUGCAAUACAUGCCGUCAACAAAUCUGCCAAAUUGACAGACAACAUUUGCUGAAUAAGGAGGUCACCGGUGACCUCCCAUCAGGGCGUCUCUGAAGAUAAGGAUAUAUUUAUCCCAUAAAAAAUGUUUUCAAUAAAACAUCUACAGUUCAGAAGGAUUCUCGAGUGCUUCUGAAGGUUCCAAAGCUCAUCUGUUCUGGGAAUCUGCGUUGAUAAAGUAAUUCAUGUUGCAAAUGCAAUAAUGUUGAAAAUAUUCAGGGCAGGUAACUCCUGCUCAUGAGAAAUGGAAGAAAAUAUUUUGUGAAAUAGAACUAUUGUUAAUAAUUCAUACAAACACGUGCAUCAGAAAACAACUACACAGAAAGUUUUAAUAACCAAACAAUACAUCUGCUUUUCUGUUACCUAAAAAUUUUAAUCCUUUCCAGUUUCACCUCUGCUUAAAUAAUUGAAUUUUAGUAUCUGACAGUUUGACCAGGUAGUAUUACUAUUCAUUUUUUAUAAUAGCUACACUUGAACCAACCGUUAAAAUUAAGUUUAAAAGAAAUUUAGUUCUAAAGCCAGUGGAAAAUGAUAUCGUAAUCUGAAAGCUUAAAACCUAUAUUCAGCAAGAUUAUCCAAAAAUUGCAGAGGAUGCCCACAUGAUGAGAAAAAUCUCAUCUUGAAACUUUAACAAUGGUACGAUUCAAAAGAAUCCAGUGACUUAGAAGCCGUGUAAACUUACCGAUUACAUCAGUUAUUCUGCGUGAUAUUUCAAAAGUAGAAUUUUUGCAAUGUAACCCUUACACUGCAUUGGGACAGCUGUAAUUUUUU
Molecule: messenger RNA, 3256 nt
Organism: Uloborus diversus
Lineage: Eukaryota; Metazoa; Arthropoda; Arachnida; Araneae; Uloboridae
Exons: 13
Coding region: 71-2146 (691 amino acids)
Source: RefSeq, a predicted model, not a curated record